Drosophila kikkawai is the source of this 360-nucleotide messenger RNA. RefSeq names its product cecropin-A2-like. Gene Ontology annotation, cellular component: extracellular region. Gene Ontology annotation, biological process: antibacterial humoral response; defense response to Gram-negative bacterium; defense response to Gram-positive bacterium. Lineage: Eukaryota; Metazoa; Arthropoda; Insecta; Diptera; Drosophilidae. The record is from RefSeq and is a predicted model, not a curated record.
CUCACUGCACAGCAAUAUCAAAAGGAUCACUUCGAAACUCCUUCAAAACCAGGAUUAAUCCAGCUAUAUCAUCAUGAACUUCAAUCAGAUCUUCGUUUUUGUCGCCCUCAUUAUGGCCAUCUGCUUGGGACAGUCUGAGGCUGGUUGGCUGAAGAAGAUUGGGAAGAAACUGGAACGCGUUGGCCAGCACACUCGGGAUGCCACUAUCCAGGGUCUGGGAAUCGCUCAACAGGCCGCCAAUGUUGCAGCUACUGCCAGAGGAUAAUUUAUGAAUAUACAAUUUAUACAAUUAACUUAUUUAUUUUAUUUAAAUAACUUAUUAUUUAACUGUCAAAAAUAAAAAUGUAUUUUAACUGAAAA